Messenger RNA from Zalophus californianus (California sea lion), 4255 nucleotides. RefSeq names its product SUMO specific peptidase 1 (gene SENP1). The record is from RefSeq and is a predicted model, not a curated record. Gene Ontology annotation, molecular function: deSUMOylase activity. Gene Ontology annotation, biological process: protein desumoylation. Gene Ontology annotation, cellular component: nucleus. The transcript has 19 exons. Bases 587 to 2566 code for a protein of 659 amino acids. Lineage: Eukaryota; Metazoa; Chordata; Mammalia; Carnivora; Otariidae.
AUGGAGGGAGCCUGGGCCGGGAGGCAGUGCCGGUCCGGGCCCAGCAGCCUGGGCUGGGCUGGGCGGAAGCGGGGAGGGCUGUGGGGACGGCGCUUUUGCCUCUGCCCCGCCCCCUGGGACCACCUCCCCUCCCCCCUGCUCUCCACCGGCCGCGAUCUGGCCGGCGGCCGUUAGUUAGGCUUCCCGAGGCCGGUCCUUCAGGCCCCUUUCUCUUGGGCCGGGGGGAGGCCGUCUCCCUGCCAUUACCACGGGCCCCGUCUCAGCGCCCAGCCCUACUUGUGGGGAAAAGGCCGGUUGGGAUUUCGGGGCUUUCCCGCCCGGGCAGGGUCUUCUCUCAAGGGAAAGCUGUUUUCACCGGGAAGCUCAGCUUUCUGUUACACCUGCUUCACCUCCCGCCUUCCUUGAGACCUGAAUGGUAUUUCUCGACUACUUCUGCGUCUCACGUAAACAUUUCUCCAACUCUUUUACUCUGUGGUAUCUCCCUGAGCUGUGAAAACGCUAGUGCCACCACCAGAGAGAAACGGCUGGACCCUUCUGCCCAGGACUUUGUAUCUUUGCUAAAGUCAGUGAUGUGAAAGGACCUGACAUGGAUGAUAUUGCUGAUAGGAUGAGGAUGGAUGCUGGAGAAGUAACUUUAGUGAACCACAACUCCAUAUUCAAAACCCAUCUCCUGGCACAAACAGGUUUUCCAGAGGACCAGCUCUCAUUUUCUGACCAUCAGAUUUUACCUUCCAGGGAAGGAAAUUUGGACCGGUCUUAUACAUGUUCUACAAGAAGUGCAGCUUAUAAUCCAAAUUAUUAUUCAGGAUUCUUUGUCAGCAAGAUGAGAUCUCGUCCCCUAAAAAGACACAACCCUUCCUCAGACAGUUUUCUUGGCUCAGGAGAUUUAAGAACCUUUGGCCAGAGUGCAAAUGGCCAGUGGAGAAAUUCCACUCCAGCAUCAGGUUCAACUUUACAAAAAUCAAGAAACAGCCGAAGUCUUUACCUCGAAACCCGAAAGACCUCAAGUGGAUUAUCAAACACUUUUACGGGAAAGUCAAACCAUCACUGCCAUGUGUCUGCAUAUGAAAAAUCUUUUCCUAUUAAGCCUGUUCCAAGUCCGUCUUGGAGUGGUUCAUGUCGUCGAAACCUUUUGAGCCCCAAGAAAACUCAGAGGCGACAUGUUAGUACAGCAGAAGAGACAGUCCAAGAAGAAGAAAAAGAGAUUUACAGACAGCUGCUACAGAUGGUCACAGGGAAACAGUUUUCUGUAGCCAAACCCACCACACAUUUUCCUUUACACCUGUCUCGAUGUCUUAGUUCCAGUAAGAGUACUUUGAAAGACCCACUGUUUAAAAAUGGAAACUCUUGUGCAGCUCAGAUCAUUGGCUCUGAUACUUCAUCAUCUGGAUCUGCUAGCAUUUUAACUACCCAGGAACAACUGUCCCACAGUGUGUAUUCCUUAUCGUCUUAUGCCCCAGAUGUUGUGGCAUUUGGAUCCAAAGAUUCUGAUCCUCUCCAUCAACCCCAACAUCACCACUCUCUUCUACGUCAGCCAGAUAACUUACCAGCUUCAAAUACACAAUCAGAAGGAUCAGACUCUGUAAUUUUACUCAAAGUGAAAGAUUCCCAGACUCCAACUCCCAGUCCUACUUUUUUCCAGGCAGAGCUGUGGAUCAAAGAAUUAACUAGUGUUUAUGAUUCUCGAGCACGGGAGAGAUUGCGCCAGAUUGAAGAGCAGAAAGCACUGGCUUUACAGCUUCAAAACCAGAGAUUACAGGAACAGGAACACUCAGUACAUGAUUCAGUAGAACUGCAUCUUCGUGUGCCACUUGAAAAGGAGAUCCCUGUCACGAUCACCCAAGAAACAGAAAAGAAAGGUCAUAAGUUAACUGAUAGUGAAGAUGAAUUUCCUGAAAUCACAGAGGAAAUGGAGAAAGAAAUAAAGAAUGUAUUUCGUAAUGGUAACCAGGAUGAAGUUCUGAGUGAAGCAUUCCGCUUGACCAUUACACGCAAAGAUAUUCAAACUCUAAACCAUCUGAACUGGCUCAAUGAUGAGAUAAUCAAUUUCUACAUGAAUAUGUUGAUGGAGCGAAGUAAAGAGAAGGGAUUGCCAAGUGUGCAUGCAUUUAAUACCUUUUUUUUCACUAAGUUAAAAACGGCUGGUUAUCAGGCAGUGAAACGUUGGACAAAGAAAGUGGAUGUAUUUUCUGUUGACAUUCUUUUGGUGCCCAUUCACCUGGGAGUGCACUGGUGUCUUGCUGUUGUGGACUUUCGAAAGAAGAAUAUUACCUAUUACGACUCUAUGGGUGGGAUAAACAAUGAAGCCUGCAGGAUCCUCCUGCAAUACCUGAAACAAGAAAGCAUUGAUAAGAAAAGGAAAGAGUUUGACACCAAUGGCUGGCAGCUCUUCAGCAAGAAAAGCCAGGAAAUUCCACAGCAGAUGAAUGGAAGUGACUGUGGCAUGUUUGCUUGCAAAUAUGCUGACUGCAUUACCAAAGACAGACCAAUCAACUUCACACAGCAACACAUGCCAUACUUCCGGAAGCGGAUGGUCUGGGAGAUUCUCCACCGAAAGCUUUUGUGAAGACUGUCUCAGUUAGCCGACACUGACCUUGUGGGGGACCAGCUCUUUGUUGUCUACAGCCAGAGACCUUGGAAACAGCUGCUCCCACCCCUCUGUUCUUGUAAAGCCCUUGAUCCUGGACCAGGCCCUGGCGAGAUGCAUUCACAAGCACAUCUGCCUUUCCUUUUGUAUCUCAGAUACUAUUUUUGCAAAGAAACUUUGGUGCUGUGAAAGGGGUGAGGGACAUCCCUAAGCUGAAGAGAGAGACUGCUUUUCACUUCUUCAGUUCUGCCAUCUUGUUUUCAAAGGGCUCCAGCCUCACUCAGUCCCUAAUUCCGGGGCCGAGAGAAGCUUGGACAGACUCUUGGUUUCACAUAAACUCUUGUUGUUAGGCCUUACUAAGAGGUAGGAAAGGGCAUGGGCAAAAAGGUAGGGAUGAAAACCACCAGCAUAUACACUCACACAUACACGCAGGAUUUUCACGAUGUGUUGUCAGGAAAGUGACUGUAAACUGGACUUGGGGUCACACGCUUAAGUCCCUUCUCCAGGACUUCCCUGUUUAUAUGCCUCUUUGUGAGAUCCAUCUGCUUCUGUACAAGGCUGUUUUGUCAUCUGUAGCUUCCUCCCAGCCUGAGGCACAACACAUGAGCCCGGGGGGGGGGACCCCAAAGUCCCAGGCAGGCCUUUCCUUAAAGCAGGGGUUUGCAUGUGCUCACAACACAUGACACAGAGAAGACCCACCCAGGGAGCAGUUCAGUGGGGCAGCAAAGGCACCACUUUUACUGCCGCCGACUUCUGACCAAGAAGAAGGACCUCAGUCUUUAGCGUAAAAUUCCAGCAUGGGAUGAAUGCAGGUCUAGUUUGGUCUGUGGCUAGUUAGUCUAAAUAGGUUUCUACCCACAGAAAAUUUAAUAUAUAUAUAUAAAUAUAUAUAUAUUUCACAGGGAUAUGUGUUUUUUUAAAAGGCUGAAUGUGUUCACCACUUUAGCCUGUAGAUUUAUUUCCUUUUUCCAACUUUAGCUCUAGCACGCACAGAUCCCAGCCCUUAUGUGUAGGGUGUUUGUGGACUUCCUAACAAUAUUUUGAGGCCUGGAUGAACUUUGGCUUAGGGGUCAAGGUUUCAGAGGGAGGCAAAGAUUUUCAACUGGAAAACGGGUGGAAUUUGGACUGAUCAGCUUGAGACUAAAAAAAUGCUAUUCCUUUUGUUCUUUCUAGCAUCUCCCCCGCCCUCUGAGCGCUCCUCAGGCUAGAUAGUGGAACGAUCCAAUGCCAGUGUCAUUUUGUACUUAAGUUCCAAAAUAGGAACGUUUUAUACUUUUUUCUGUAUUGUAAUAGGUAGUUUUGUAUGAAAUAUUUUCUCUUCUUCCCUUGUACCCCAUCCUUUCCAACAUUGUGCUUUCUCUCUGGGCUUAUUUGAAAAUUUUACUCUGUUUUAUACCAAGCUUGUUUAGUACAUUUUUCUAUGUUUUACCACAGGUUACAAUUUGAAAAGAAAACUAUUUUUUUUAAAUAUUCCAUUGUUAACUGAAUGUUACUGUUUCCACUCCAGCAACCAGAUGUCCUACCUUUUUCAUAACUGCCUGCCUUUUUGGGGAAGACCACCAUUCGUUCGUUUGUUCUUUCUUUCUUUCUUUCUUUCUUUCUUUCUUUCUUUCUUUCUUUCUUUCUUUCUUUCUCUUUCUUUCUUUCUUUCUUUCUUUCUUUCUUUCU